CUCAUAAUUUCAUCGCUAGUACGCAAGCUCAGUGGGCAAUUAAACAACCCUCUGAUCAGACACAUCCCCUACAAGUCUGUGGUGGAUGCUGUAGGCGGCGAAGAGGAAUUCUGUGGAAUCGCGCUAAAUGUGAUUGAUCCUCGUGUUCGAGCCCUUCAAGGCAAGUUGAUAACCGUGGAGAAGCUAGAUAGUAUCCGAGUCUCCCAGUCCCAAGAGUCCAACCCUUGGCCUCAUUCUAAUGGGGGCUACCUAGAUUAUGUCACCAAUUUGCGAGACAAGGACUACUGGCGUCCGUAUGUUGGUCAGUCUUCGGAUCUGGCACAGCGUAUUCCUCAGCAUUGUCGUGCGAUACGAUUGGGAAAAAGUGGGGCUCUACACUACUAUAUCAUCACCAAAAAGCCGGCAGCAGAUUUCCGUCUGGCCAAUUUCAUUCGACUUUGGGUUAUCGAGUCCCCUUGGGAGACGGAUGACUUGAUUAUACAUGCCUUCGAGAAUUUUCUGGAAAUGACCUUCGCACGGGCUUUUCAGACAAUGGCUCCUACUAUCUUAGAGGAGUAUUUUGGUCCCUGCCCGGACGGCACGUAUUCUAAUGUGGGUCUUAACGUCGUUCCACCACUCAUGCAGGGGAGAGAGCUUGCACCGACAGUUUGUGGGAACUUUGUUAAGCUUCUAGAAAGCUCUCAAGAUCCUGAAAUCAGGGAAUGGCCAGAGGUUCGAGCUCGGGAGCAGCGGGAAUUCAAGCCUAAGGCUUCAAAGGGACGCAUAACAGCGGUCCUAACAUUGACACCGGAACAAUACAUCAACUGUCUCCACGAUGCGAUCAAGACAAAGCCUAAUACGUCAGGCUCUAUUGCAUGGCCAGCAAAAGAGAAGGUUCCGUGGAUGCCUCAGAGGAACGAACAAGGCCUAGUGGAUCUCAAGACUUGGUAUAAGAGGGUAUCAGACAAGAACAUUUGCGAGUCAAACAAUCUGGUAGCUCCAGUGGGUACCGUGGCAGCAUCCAUUGGUAUCGUGCUCGAUAGCGUUCCGUGUCAUGACUACGGCAACAAUAUUUUUCUCCCAUGGGGCCUCACAGAAAGCGGCUUCACACAGGAGAAUUCGUUGAUAUGGAUCGCAAAUUUUCAAAAGUAUAUCAAAUGA
Molecule: messenger RNA, 1140 nt
Organism: Penicillium riverlandense
Lineage: Eukaryota; Fungi; Ascomycota; Eurotiomycetes; Eurotiales; Aspergillaceae
Exons: 2
Source: RefSeq, a predicted model, not a curated record